AACGACUUGCUCCAUUCCCGAAUUAUUCGGAAACCGCUACAACCCAGAAGCAUGCAGAUAGAUAUAUUUCCUUUACAUGCUCUUGAAUGCGUGGGCUACGGAGUGUCUUAGUCGAGAACACUAGAAUGAUGUUUAGCCUGCAAGCUCAAGACGUCGAAAAGAAUAUUUCCUGCAAAAGGAGGUGAAAUAGCCCACAGCAAAAUAUCCGCACAACCCUUUCAGAUCCGGCAUAUCACAAUAUCAUGACGGUCUCCAGGUGGCUCGCUCUAGCUCGAAAAUGUCUUCUUCAUCGGAUAUCCGUGCAACAAUUUGGAGACUUGCUGCGAAACCACGGUGGUAGAAUCGAUGGGAAACAAUUAUUCGGAGCCCUUGUUGAGUGCCGGGAAUGUUUUUGCCAGCCAGGGGAUCCUCUCAUCUCGCUUUAUAUCGACUACCUGGCAAUCACUGGGCUUAUUACCAUUUCUGAUGGACUCAUUAUCCUCACGAAACGAUGGAACGACGCAAAAUCCCCAACAUCAGAAGCUGCUCUUGCAUGCUACAAUGACACACUUCAAGAUUUGACCAUGGUGAUUGUUUCACCCAAAUAUACAGAGAAUGCAUUCGAAACACGUCUAGCUCUACAAAUAUCAUCAAGAUGGCUAUCUGCCUUGGCACGGCAGGCAUCACAGGGAGAUGCCGAAUCAUUGAGGCUGGAGCUCAACGGCACCAUCGAAUUACUCGCGUUUCUCAUGGCGUCUAUUACGGCAACUGACGCAGGACUCGACGCUUUAUCGCCGGCCGACAGUCAGGGACAAAAGAUCAAGCAUGGGUCUGUUAAUGACUUGCGAACUUCGGUGAAGCAAUCAUUUGAGCUCUGCCUACCAUUAUAUUCCAUGCUCUCCUCUCAGCUCAUGGAGCGGAUAAACACAGUCUUGAAACACAUCAGCCUUCUUGAUGAAGGCAUCUCGCAAGCGGGCAAUGCACCAGCCCCAGCGUCCGAGAUUCAAGCGCUCCAAUUCCAAGUCUCCAUCGCAGAUAGCCAAAUAGUGGCUUCCAAAGCAGGCACUAUGCUUUAUCUUGAAGGCCUUCUCUUCACAGGAUCUACGAUCGACGACGGUGGGAUGGUACAUUGGCUUUCUUCGCGUCACCAGAAUGAUUACCAGUCAAUGUUCAACGACGUCUUUACGUCCUCGUUCUCGAUAUUGAAAGCCCAGAGCACCGUACCAGGUAGAGCUCUGUGCACGCAGCAGUGCCAAAUCUUUAUCCAGAACAAACUUCCGGCACUUCUGUCCAUGAUAUCGGCUUCUUCAUUCAAUAGUUUUAGCACCGAACAAGCUAUAACCGAAGCAUGGCAGCAAGUGGUGUCACUGCUUUCCUCACAAGACCUUCUUCUGACCGGCGUCCGCCUUUUACAUGUCUGUACUUUACAUCACUUGAUCCCGGCACAAGUCGCUUCACAGCUCGUUGGAACCGAGGAUAUGCUGAAAGGAUUGAGUAAGGGGUUGUUUGGGAAAGAUGACCUGGUGGCUCAAGUCAACGCAAAUCAUAUCAGAGGACCCAAACUUGUAGAGGAACUGAUUCGCAGUGAUGGAAGUGCGAGUUUUAUCAGCCAAGCUAUUGUUGAGAUCAUGCAUAGUUAUUGCCAGAACAAGGAGACUCAGUAUCUCAAAGAUCUCGCCAAUGCUAUCCUACGGAGACCUGCUGCGAUCAACUGCAUUGCUCUAUUCGUUCGUCCUGCCUCUUUCCUCGGUCCACUUUGUGGCCUUUUGGACGAGUGGCGGUGGGAUGAAAUACACGGGGAGGCUCAACCAGUAUACGACGAUUUUGGCGCAAUCUUCCUCCUGAUCCUUGUUACUAGGGGUCGUCUGGGGCUGUCGAACUCGAGCCUGGGUAUACGCAAGAAGGAUGGAUUCUUAGCUCAAUAUCUGGAGCACGAGAACAAUGAAGAAAGCCUGGAGAACCUCUCUGAAGAAAAGAAAUCGCAUCUGGGGAACUGGAUCAAUGCCCUUUAUCUCGCCGAAGGCCUGAGCGACGAACUGUUUACUAACUGUAGCCCGCACGACUUCUACCUCCUGAUUCCCACCCUCCUCCGACAAUCGAUGACGGCUCAUCAGCAGGGAAAGUUAACUCAUGACUCUUUGCAAGCUGGCUUAGAUUAUCUUCUUGAGCCUUUCUUGCUACCUUCUUUGAUACCUGCGAUGAAUUGGGUUGCAGAGGUCUUCCAGCACGAGCGCAUGGUUGCUGGAAAGGUGUUGGAAGCUCUAAUCAAACCGCCAGGAUCACUAGAGUCUCGAGAUAUUCACCACACCAUAUUGACAUUGUGUGCACCUCGGCUGAAGAUUCACCUCAGGUCUGUCGGAUCACAAGAUACCAAUGUCGACUCCAUUCUGAAGACCUUGGGCCAGUGUCCGGACUUUUCCUUCUUUUCGGAGCGAGAACGAGAGACUCAUGGUACAGGCGUCAUCAACAUUCUCCACCAUAGCCUGGUUACACUUAUUACGUCAACGACCGCCUUGGACAUUGGGGCGGCCGCGCCUGUGGGGGACAUUCUUGCACUUGUGGGCCGCGCCGUUGAAGUUCGAGGCGCACACACAACCCUGCGGGCCAUUGUUGGGGUGCUCGUGCAGCUGAGCGGCAACCACGUGUUUCUUUACGCUCUUGAUGCACUCACCACCAUCGUGUGUAUGGCUGGAACCAGUCUCCGUGACGCCCUGCGCUUACAAUACAACGACCUAGGUAGUCUCUUGAAGAGUGGUGAGACCUUGACUGCUGAAGGGGUGGUUCGUUUACAUCGGCAAGUCGAAACGUACACAAACCUUCUUGCCGUGCCGGAGAUUGGGUUGGACUCGUUCAACUUUGCCCAGCAACUCACAAAUAUGGACACGGCGAAUCCAAACCUUGAUGCCGCUACUGCUGUCUCGGGUGGAAUGGACAUACAGACAGAACAGGGGCAAACCGACGGAAUCGACCAAGUGCUUGACGAAGUCGCUGCCAUGGGAAAUUUGGACUCCAACGACGCAGACAUGAGCUUUGAUGCUCUUUAUGACCUCCAGGGGAACGACAUGGAUCUCAAUGACUUGGAUUUGGAUAUGUUCUGAACGAUCUUGGGUUCCAAACGGAUGGAGGUUCGGCUCCUGUCUCCUUGAUACGGCUCAAUGUUGUAUCAGCGUCUUGAAGAUUCAGUUGGAAACGGAUGUGUCGUAAAGGGUACAUGUGGGGAGAUAUGUGUAUUAACUAAUCCAAUUAUUACACAGUGUGUGGUCUGUCUACAGUACGGACCUUUCGUUCCUAGUAACGUCCAUUUUCAUCUUACGCUAAACUCCGCC
Molecule: messenger RNA, 3305 nt
Organism: Cladophialophora immunda
Lineage: Eukaryota; Fungi; Ascomycota; Eurotiomycetes; Chaetothyriales; Herpotrichiellaceae
Exons: 4
Coding region: 243-3077 (944 amino acids)
Biological process (GO): regulation of transcription by RNA polymerase II
Cellular component (GO): mediator complex
Molecular function (GO): transcription coregulator activity
Source: RefSeq, a predicted model, not a curated record